Messenger RNA from Acanthopagrus latus (yellowfin seabream), 2842 nucleotides. RefSeq names its product calponin homology domain-containing protein DDB_G0272472-like. The transcript has a single exon. The record is from RefSeq and is a predicted model, not a curated record. NCBI's taxonomy places the organism in Eukaryota, Metazoa, Chordata, Actinopteri, Spariformes, Sparidae. Bases 394 to 1971 code for a protein of 525 amino acids.
CAGCCCCAGUGUGUGAGUGCUAUCUUCCCUGCAGGUGAAUCUCUUGAUGUAUUUUGAGGUUCCCCCUGCACAGUUAUUGUUUAUUGUUAAAUUGAACUGUCCUUAGGCUGCUGUGACACACAGAUGUCCCCGUUUGCAGGACCGGCCAUAAAUAAGAAAUGUUUCUAAUAUUUUAUCACAUGAUGUUUGAAAAAUAACAUAUAAAGAAAAAAAAGUUCCAUCAAUUGAUUGUAAACAACAGCAACCCGUGUCAUCGUUGCUAUAGCAACAGAAUGAAGAUGAUCAGGGCAGGAAAUCAAAGCGAACCCGUGGUGAUGUCAUCAAUUCUAGAAUGUUGAGAGUCUAUAGGAGGUCUGACUGACUGUAGUUGCCACUUCUGAUCAGACUGUCGCCAUGAGAGGACAUAAGAGCAAGAAGAGAGAAGACUUUGAGGCCUGCAGAGGAGAAAGAGGCAGUAGGCGUGAUCGCUCACAGGGCAGGAAACAAAAGGGAAAAGUGAGCAGGAUGCUGAAAGAAUCUGAUUUUUACUUUGAGGAUCAGGUGGAAGAAUCCUGGCUGGAGAUGGAAAAACCUAAAGUUCUUGUUGAGGGUCAGGAAAAAGAAUCCCAGCUGAAGAAGACGGAGAAAUCGAAAGCUCUCUCUAAGUCUCAGCUGGAGACGGAGAAAUCUAAAGCUCUCUCUAAGUCUCAGCUGGAGGAGCAGAGCCACGAGAGCAAAACCCUCGGGGCUGCUGUAAGGAGCGUCGAGCCGAUAUUAGAAAGUGAGCAGAUAGAUUGGUGGGGUGAACCGUCAACCCCCGCUCAGGCCACAUGUGGCUUCUUGAAGACUGUACAGGCUACGGAACAGGAGGCAAAGGAGGCUGUGGAAAGAUCUCCUCGUGCUUCCUGUUCAACCUAUCUUGAGGAGCCCAGAGAGGAAACCAGGAAGAUCGCAUCUGCCUUGAAAAAGGCAGAAGACCUCCGGGAGACGGAAUGCCUCUGCUGGCUGCAGGAGAAAUUCUCCAUGCUGGAGGAGAUGGAGGAAAUUACAGAUCUCUCUCUGGCUCGUUUCAAUGAGCAGAAAUGCGAGAACGAAAUCCUCGCGGCCGCUCUGAGGAAUCUAAAGCAGAAGUUUGAGCGUUGUCAGGCGAAAUGGCGGGGGGAAAAGACAUCUCUCAUUCAGGCCACGGAGAGUUACAGGUUGGCUCUACAGGAUAUGGAACAUGAAGCAAAGGAGGCCGUGCAAAGAUCUCAGGCUUCCCAUCGAGAUCAGCUUGAGGAGCAGAGAGAGGAAACCAGGAAGAUCGCAUCUGCCCUGAGAAAGUCAGAGGAUCUCCUGGAGACCGAGCGCCGCUGCUGGCAGCAGGAGAAGAUCUCCCUGAUGGAGGAGAUGAAGAAAUCCACGGCUCUUUAUGAGGCUCGGCUGGAUGAGCAGAAAUGCGAGAACAAAACUCUCGCAGAUGCUCUGAGGAACGUUGAGCAGAAGCUGGAGAGUCAUCAGGUGGAGUGGCAAAAGGAAAAAACAUCUCUCAUCCAGGAUAUGCAGCGGGAAGCAAAGGAGGCCGUGGAAAGAUCUCAAGCUUCCCAUCAAGCGCAGCUCGAGAAGCAGAGAGAGGAAACCAGUAAGGUCACAUCUGCGCUGAAGAAGGCAGAGGGUCUCCUGGAGACUGAGCGCCUCUGCUGGGAGCAGGAGAAGAUCCCCCUACGGGAGAUGGAGAAAUCUCGAUCUCUCUUGAAGGCUCAGCUGGAGGAGCUGACACAAAAGAACGAAACCCUCACGUCUGCUCUGACCAGUGUUGAGCAGAAGAUGGAGAGUCAACAGGUGGAGUGGCAGGGGGAGAAGUCAUCUCUCCUUCAGGCCACAGAGCGUCUCAAGCAGACACUGCAGGAGUGGGAGGAGAGAGUCAGCUCCAUGAAGUCUCAGCUGGAAGAUCUCACGAGAAAGAAGAAGAAAAAGGCGAAAUGGUACAGGCGGAUCUUCUGUUUGGCCUGAACCACUCAGGAGCUGACGGGAGACUGACUCCGACACACGCACUUGUUCUCCCUGAGCGAAUUGGUUUUCUUCAGGUGCUCCUGUUAGCCCACCUUAAUUAAAGAAGAAAUUCUUUAAUUUGAAGAAAGAAAACUUCAAUUCGUUCAGGUGUGUCUCACAAACACAUGAGAACAAAUGCGUGUAGAGAGCCGGCCUUCUGAGGAGAGGGGAUCUCUGUCUCUGAAUCGCCUCUCCGGUGGACGCUGUAGUGGAAGGAGACAGAAAGACAGGAGACUGACUCAGACACAUGCAUUUGUAUCUCCCUGAGCAACAAUAGGUUUUCCCCGGGUGCUCCGGUUAGCCUACCUUAAUUGAAGAAGAAAUUCUUCAGUUAAAAGAAAAAAGUUGAAUCAGUUCAGGUGUGUGAAACUGCCACCGUGUCACAAACACACGAGAACAAAGGCGCAGAGACCCAGCCAUCUAAAGAGAGGGGAUCUCUCUCUCUGAAUUGCUUUUCCCGAGGUUUCUUCUCGUGUCCUUUCAAGGUUGCUCUGAGGUCGUCAGGUGGAGUGGCGGGAGGAAAAGUCAUCCCUCGCUCGGGCCACAGAGGGUCUCCAGAAGACGGUGGAGGAAAUGGUUCAGAGGGUUCUUCUAGUGGCCUGACAGGAGACUGACUCAGACGCAGGCAUUUAUUCUCCCUGAGCGACAAUGUUUUGGUUUUCCCCGGGUGCUCCGGUUAGCCUACCUUACUUGAAGAACAAAAUAAGUUAAUUCUUAAAAAAAAGUUAGUUAGUUAGUUAGUUAAUUAGUUAGUUAAUUAGUUCAGGUGUGUGAAACUUUGGGCAUGACAAAAAGAAUCGCAUGAAAAAUGAAAUAAGAUGAAAUAAAUGGC